AUGGAUCCGCUGUCCCAGGCCUUCGUGCCAGCUCUUCGCGGCCCCAGCGUUGCGGUGAGUCGGGAAGCGGUUGUGACCAGGGUCGGUCGCAGCCAAGAUGGGGCUCCAUCAUCGGCGCCUCGUACCUCUCACCUAGCCAUCGCCUGCCUGGCGGUCCCUGCGGCCAAGGUCGCAGGUGCAAGGCACGCGAGAAGUCGCCGCCGGGUUGCCCGCCUGGCGGCGGCCUCGGCCUCGUCGGAUGUUCCGACGGAGCGGGAGCGCUACACGGAUGCGGCCUGGCAGGCGAUGCAGGAUGCGCCCGGCUUCGCACAGCAGUGCCAGUCCCAGUAUGUCGAGCCGGAGCACGUGUUUCUUGCUGCUUUGGAGCAGCCAGUCUCAACAACAGGUGGGCUAGCUGCCCGCAUACUGGAGAAGCUGGGCGUGCAGAAGCCUGUUGCUGUCUCCCGGAUUAUGGAGUGGAGCGACAAGCAGCCCAAGGUGACUUCACCUGGCGGCUCCAUGGGCAAUGCCGCCGGCCGGAGCCUUGUGACCAUGCUGCUUGGCGCUUCAUUUGCAGCAAAUAAGUGGGGUGACAAGUUCAUCUCAGUUGAGCACUUGGUUUUUGCCUUCUGCAAGGACCGAAUCGAAACGGGGUACUUGCAUGAGGUUUGGGUGCGAGAACUGCUUGAGCUCAUCGCCUCUGCUCUCUGCUUUAGCAUCCGUCCCCGUGCCGUGAGGACACUCGCUUUGGACAGCGAUUCUUUUCAGAUUUCGGAUGUGACGAAGCCAAAGUCAAAGAAGCUAUCGAGUCAGUUCGAGGCUCCAGCAGAGCCGCCCGACGGAGUCACAUCGCAGAACCCUGAGAGCACCUAUGAAGCUUUGGAACUGUAUGGGACGGACCUCACCACCAUGGCGCGUGAGGGACGCCUAGAUCCCGUGAUCGGCAGGGAUGAAGAGAUCCGUCGAGUCAUCCAGAUCCUGGCACGUCGAUCGAAGAACAACCCUGUGAUCAUCGGCGAACCCGGCGUCGGCAAGACGGCCAUCGUAGAGGGCCUUGCCCGCCGCAUUGUGGACGGCGACGUCCCGCAGACGCUCCAAGACAAGCAGGUGAUCUCUCUGGACAUCGGUGGCAUGGUGGCUGGCGCAAAGUAUCGAGGUGAGUUCGAGGAGCGCUUGAAGGCAGUUCUGAAAGAAAUCAAGGAAGCCGAUGGGAAGAUCAUCUCUUUCAUCGACGAAAUCCACACCAUCGUCGGCGCUGGUGCAUCAGGUGGUGCCAUGGAUGCGAGCAACCUCCUCAAGCCCCUGCUGGCCCGCGGGGAGUUGCGGUGCGUGGGAGCAACCACUUUGGAUGAGUACCGCCAGUACAUCGAGAAGGAUGCGGCCUUGGAGCGGCGCUUUCAGCAGGUCUUGGUGCAGGAGCCGAAAGUCCCGGAUGCGGUCAGCAUCCUGCGAGGUCUGAAGCCCCGGUAUGAGCUGCACCAUGGCGUUCGGAUCUCCGACCGGGCCGUCGUCGCAGCCGCAGUUCUCAGCGACCGGUAUGUCACCGAUCGGUUCCUGCCCGACAAAGCGAUUGACCUCAUGGACGAAGCCUCGGCCAAGGUCAAGAUGGAGGUCACCUCGAAGCCGGCAGAGUUGGAACGGCUGGACCGGAAGAUUCUUCAGCUUGAGAUGGAACGCCUCAGCGUCGGCGAUGACAAGGACAGUCAGUCAGUGGCUCGCUUGAAUGACAUUGAAGGGGAGCUCGAGAGGCUGCGAUCUGAGCAGGGUGAGCGGGAGGAGAAGUGGCAGGCAGAGCGUGAAUCUGUGAACUCCCUCCAAGACUUGCGUCAGAAGAUCGAGGAUCUGGAGCGCGCGCUGGCGGAGGCCGAGCGUGAGAUGAACUUGCAACGCGCAGGCGAGAUCAAGUUUGGUGAGCUGGCUACUGCCAAGAAGCAGCUUGAGGAGCGCGAAGCCGAAGCGGCUGACACAGAGGAGGAUAGCGCCGAGCUGGUCAACGAGCGCGACAUCCAGGAGAUUGUCUCCAUGCAAACAGGCAUUCCUGUGGAGAAGAUGUCGAUGGGCGACCGCCAGCGGCUCUUGAAUCUGGAGGACCAGCUCCACAAGCGCCUCAUUGGCCAGGAUGAUGCCGUUAAGGCUCUGGCAGAGGCGAUCCAGCGAUCUCGCUAUGGCUUGGCAGAUCCGAACCGGCCAAUCGCCUCGUGCCUCUUCCUGGGGCCCACUGGCGUGGGCAAGACAGAGCUCGCGAAGGCGCUGGCAGAGUGGUUGUUUGACUCAGAGGAGUCUAUGAUACGGGUGGACAUGUCCGAAUACAUGGAGAAGUUCGCGGUGUCGCGGCUGACCGGUGCCCCGCCGGGCUACGUCGGCUAUGAGGAGGGGGGGCAGCUCACCGAGCCAGUCAGGCGCCGGCCAUACUGCGUUCUCCUCUUCGACGAGAUGGAGAAAGCUCACCCGGAUGUAUUCAACCUUUUGCUCCAGAUUUUGGAUGAUGGGCGCUGUACUGAUUCGCAAGGGCGCACAGUGGAUUUCAAGAACACAGUCAUUAUCAUGACAUCGAACGUCGGCAGCGACGCGAUCGCAGAGCUGGGUGCCCGAACCUCAGCUUUGAUGCACAGAGCACCACGGGCAUGGGAGGUGACGGAGGCAGUCCGGGCCGCGAUGGCUGACGUCUUUCGACCCGAGUUCCUGAACCGGAUUGACGAGACCAUCAUCUUCCGGCCUCUGAACAAGAAAGACUUGCGUGAAAUCGCCAAGCUGCAGCUGGACAGAGUGCAGAAGAGACUGGAAGACAGGACGGGCGCGCAGGCAGUAAUUAAGAGAUGCUGCUUUCAAUCUACUGAAUUCGCGGAUUCAUUUUAG
Messenger RNA from Symbiodinium natans, 2835 nucleotides. The record is from the annotation of a GenBank genome assembly. Lineage: Eukaryota; Dinophyceae; Suessiales; Symbiodiniaceae.